AUGGCGGAGACAACUGGUGUAGUUGUUCGUUUUCACGAUAGCAAGGGCUACGGCUUCAUCAAGCCCGAUGAUGGCGAUGAAGAUCUGUUCGUUCACCACUCCGAGAUUCAAUCGGAUGGCUACCGGAGUCUUACCGAAGGUCAGAAGGUUAAGUUCUUAGUUGUUGAAAAAAAUGAUCGGAAACAAGCUGUUAGUGUAACUAGUGUCGACGGAUCUAGUAUCGAAAGAAACCGUAACCGUGAUGGUUUUGGCGGUGGUCGUAGAGGCGGUGAUGAUGGCUACGGAUUUAGCCGCGGCGGCGGCGGUGGUUUCAGGGGUGGUAAUGGUAACGGCGGACGUGAGUGCUACAAUUGCGGUGAAUCUGGGCAUUUCGCUAGGGAUUGUAGAGUGAAUAGCGGCGGAGGCGGUGGCGGUGGCGGUGGCGGCGGGGCUUGCUACAGUUGUGGUGGGUUUGGUCAUUUAGCUAGGGAUUGUAAUAGUGGGCGCGGAGGUAGUGGCGGUGGCGGUGGCGGCGGCGGAUGUUAUAACUGUGGUGAGACAGGGCAUUUGGCAAGGGAUUGUAAAUCAGGCGGUGGCGGUGGUGGCUACGCCAGGUCUGGCGGUGGUGGUGGAGGUGGCUAUAAGUCCGGCGGCGGUGGUAGCUGUUACAAUUGUGGAGAACCGGGGCACUUCGCUAGAGAAUGUCCUACCGCUGCCAGUACUUGA
This is a messenger RNA of Lactuca virosa, 705 nucleotides long. Lineage: Eukaryota; Viridiplantae; Streptophyta; Magnoliopsida; Asterales; Asteraceae. The record is from the annotation of a GenBank genome assembly.